AUGGACUACACACACUGGGUUUUCAACUAUCAUCCUGAAUUUGAAAUGAUGAUCAAUAAGCAAGGACCGGAAGUGGGCGGGCGGGUGCAGCGCUGCGCGGGGUCCCCCGCGCAGGAGCAGCAGCUGCGGGAGGUGACAUACUCAUGGAGCACGGGCCAGAAGGAGCAGCUGAGCCGCUGUGAACAGCGAGGGAUCAAGCGUGUCCAGGAUCUGUGCAAAGUCCUCCAGCUCCCACCUGUGUUUGAAGAGACGGCCGUGUCUUAUUUCCAGCGUGCAAUCAAGCACCCCUCUUUCCACUUAGUCAGCUUGGAGAAGAAGGAGGUUCUGGUGGGUUGCUGUGUCUGUGUGACCUGCCGGCAGCACAACUGGCCUGUGACCAUGGGAACGAUUUGCUCCCUGCUGUAUGCGGACAAGGAACUGUUUACCAGUGUGUACCUGCAUGUCUUGAAGGAGCUGGAGCUGGAUGUGCCUGCCCUGAGCCUGAUGGAUCUGGUGAAAACGCAUCUCAAUGGCUUCAAGCUAUUCCAGAGUUCGACUACGGUCCCUGCCAAAUUUAUUGAGGACAAGGAGAAGAUGGUGGCACGAACGAUCCAGCUGGUGGAGCUGGCCAGCAAGACAUGGCUGGUGACGGGCCGACACCCCAUCCCGAUUGUCACGGCAGCGGCCUACCUUGCAUGGCAGUCACUGCAGCCUGGUGGCCGCCUGACCUGCACCUUCUCUCGCUUCUGCAAGCUGGCAGACACGGACCUCCCUCCGCCGGCCCACUUGAGACUGAAGGAACUUCAAGAAAUACUCCUGAGAAUGGCCUCCCAGCUGGCCUGGCUGCGGGUGCUCCGCGUGGACAAGAAGACGGUGGUCAAGCACAUCGGGGACCUGCUUCAGCACAGGUCCUUCCUGCUGAGAUGCUCCUUCAGGGCAGGAGAUGCAGAGGACGGGGGUGAGGAAGCUGAGGGGGCUAGUGGGAGCAGCAGCCUGCAGGCGGUGGAGAGUGUAGGGCAGCCUGAGGGCCAUUCCACAGCUGGGACCUGCCGCAGUGCGCAGACACCUCUGCUUCCACCAUGCCUCCUGCAUCCCAAGAAGAGACCCCGAGCAGCCAGCCCGGACCCUUCAGCCCCUGAUGUCACCGGAGACGAGCCCAUUCCAGAUAGCGAGAUAGAGCAGUACUUGCGGAGCCAGGAGGAAAUAGAUGCACUGAGUCAGGCACGGGCCUGGCAGUGAACCCACACGCCUGCCUCAGGCCUGCCACACCCCAACACUUCCAGCCAGAGCAUAGCUCUGUCCCUGGAGCUGUCCUGGGCAUGUGAGACCCCCUUCUCUUCCAGGGGAAGGGAAGCAGCGGGUCUCAGAUGAGCUGUGCUGUGCCAGCCAUUGUGGGGCACUGACAUGUCCUCCCGCUUGUCAGGCUGGGCCAGAAUGGAAUCCCAAAGAGGUGCUGGGGAAGGCUGGGGGGGCACUCGGGGGAGCUCCUGGUAGGAGCAGUGACCACAGCCUCCAAGGAGGCUCUCAGACUUGUUUCCUGACAUCCCCCAGUGAGCACAGCAUUGCUGAAGCCCAGCUGCUCUUCUCCUUCAGGGUAUGAACACAGCUCUUACACACUAGGGACUUGCCCAUGGCUGAGUCCUCCGUGGUGGUGGGUCUGGGCAUAGCUGAGAGCUCUUUUGGUUCUGUUGGCCAAUGACCCAGCCCAGCUCAAUAAACACAUGAUACUGAGACAUGCUUCUGUGUGCUUUCCCUGCUGAAUAGCAGUGGGGAUGGGGAGGAAGGGAGGCUGCAGCCUGAACAAGGGGGAGGGAGCAGGUGGGUUCCCUUGGCAAGGGUCCCCUGUGUUUGGAGUGCAGGUGCAUAGAGAGUACUCCCUGCUGCAGAGGAAGGACUGACAUGACCCAGCGGAGACAGGCCCUGCAAAGGAUGGGUGCCAGUGCAUGUGUGUACAUGGAUUCCUCAUCCAACCUCACUGCCUGGGUGAUGGGAUGACUGUGGACUAAUAAAGUGUUGUACUGUGCCGUACUUCA
This is a messenger RNA of Alligator sinensis (Chinese alligator), 2012 nucleotides long. RefSeq names its product BRF2, RNA polymerase III transcription initiation factor subunit (gene BRF2). The transcript is spliced from 5 exons. The record is from RefSeq and is a predicted model, not a curated record. Gene Ontology annotation, molecular function: RNA polymerase II general transcription initiation factor activity; TBP-class protein binding. Gene Ontology annotation, biological process: transcription initiation at RNA polymerase II promoter; transcription preinitiation complex assembly. Gene Ontology annotation, cellular component: transcription preinitiation complex; nucleus. NCBI's taxonomy places the organism in Eukaryota, Metazoa, Chordata, Crocodylia, Alligatoridae. The coding region runs from base 1 to 1218 and encodes 405 amino acids.